AUGGUCCGUCCUUGGUCACCGGUUUUCGUUUGGCUUGCCGCCGCGUGUCUGUCAGCUUGGGCAGCAACGGAGCAGGUAGAGACUGCCAGCAAUAUCGUGGCCGAUGCCUUCAUCAUCGAGUGUGAGGGCAACGAGAUAAAAUCUCUUUCCGAUGCUGUCCAAGCAAAAGGUGGCGAGGUGCGCCAUACGUUCGAUUCGGAGUUCUUCCGCGGCAUCUCGGUAGGGCUGGCCAACGUACGCAGCAAUGAGGACAAAGAGGCUUUGAUGGACCGUUUCAAGAGCUUUACUACGUGGCCCGUAACAGAGAUUGGCCAGCCCGAUGACAGCGAAGCUACGCAGCAGCCGGGACGGAACAAACGACGUCAUCUGGGCAGUCGUGAUUCCGAAAAUGCCAUGGGCGAGGACGAGUCCUGGCACCUCGCCAUGACACAGAUAGACAAGCUGCACAAGGAGGGGUUCACUGGGAAUGGUAUUCGAGUUGCCAUAGUUGACAGUGGUGUCAACUAUACACACGAAGCCUUCGGGGCCUGCACGGGAGUUGGCCCCGAUUGCCGAGUUGUUACUGGAGAAAACUUUUCCCGGGAAGGACAGAAGGGAGACCCGAUGGACUGCAUCGGGCACGGCACUGCUAUGGCCGGCGUCCUGGGAGGCUACGAAGCCGGGAAAUACGUCGGUGUGGCGCCCAACGCAACUCUUAUGGCGUAUCGAGUCGCUGACUGCAAAGGUCAAGGGUCUCUGGAUGAAAUUAUGAAGGGCUGGCAGAAGGCGGCCGAGGAUAAAGCACAAAUUAUUGUCUCGGCUUUGGGGGCACCUAUAAAUUCGGCGCAAGACCCCUGGAGCAUGAUGGUGUCUCGAAUUGCGGCCACGGGCCGGGGCGUGAUAUCAGUUGGCGCCUUCUCCAGAAGCUUCAAUACACUGGACUGGUCAUCCUAUGGACCAACGUGGGAUCUCGAUAUCAAGCCUAGCCUGGGCGCCCCCGGCCUCGAUGUCCCAACUCCCAAAGUGGGCGGCGGAUACGAGCUCAGCAACGGCACAUCGAUUGCCGCACCAUUCGCUGCGGGAGUUGCAGCCGUCGUCGCCGAGGCGCUUGGGAAGAACCUGGACUGGUCCAUGAUGGCUAGCCGCCUUGUAUCGACGGCCAAGCCGCAGCAAGACGCAAGCGGUGCUGGGCUCGUCACAGUCGCCAAGCAAGGCGGCGGUCUUAUAAGCGCCUGGGAUGCCGCUCACGCGACUACUCUCGUCCAGCCGUCGCAUUUGGCAUUCAACGAUACCGACCACCGAGUCAGCACGAUUCGCCUCAGCAUCACUAACACCGCCCAGUCGGAAGUGACGUAUCGGCUCUCCCCUAUCCAUGCCGCCACCUUGUACGCUGCUAAGCGGGCGCCGCUGGGGAACAAGACUAAUCACGAGCCAAUGAAGAAUCCAGAGCCUGUCCAGGCUACAGCCGACAUAAAGCUGAGCCAAAGCUCCAUCACCCUUCAACCGGGGGAGUCGGGGACCAUUGAUGUGUCAGCUAGUGACCCGUCCGGCCUUGACCCGGUGCGUUUACCCAUCUGGUCUGGUUGGAUAUCGAUUAAUGGCUCUGAUUCUACCGUCUUAACCAUCCCCUUUCUUGGCCUCGCCGGCUCUCUCCGCUCGGCUGCUCGCGAGUACCCUCCUUUCCCACACCUCAGUCACUUUGCGGGAACCAACGGCUCGUACUACCGCGUCAAGCCCGGGACCGAAUCAUUCGUCUUUAGAGAUCCAAUAACCGGAGAAAAGCCCGGCUCGUCCAAAUUCAUCAAAAAGAAGUAUGCCGGGAAAGAUGUAAAAGAACUCCUCUUCCAACUUUACCUGGGCAUCGGCUCUUCCCGAGUGCGCCUCGACAUCGUCCCAAAGUUCUUCUGCUCCGAUGUUAACCCAAGCAUUUCCAACCCCGAACUCCCAGAGCCGUCCAAGUAUUGCGUGCCGGAUAGCCUCGCCACCGAAUUUGCUGGCUUCAAGUCCAUUGGUCAAGUCCCAGGCUUCCCCGAGAAAUGGCCCACCCGCGACCAUAGAAUAUCUCUCGGCCUAUGGAAUGGUCUAAUGGCUAACGGCACAUACGCCCCUCCCGGCCAGUACAGUGUUGUCCUGAGCACCCUCACUCCCUAUGGAGACGCUGUGAACGAGUCUGAUUGGAUAACCGGCUACUCGGACGCCUUUUCAAUAGCGUAUGAGCAUAAUAUUAUUUAA
Metarhizium robertsii ARSEF 23 is the source of this 2211-nucleotide messenger RNA. RefSeq names its product Peptidase S8, subtilisin, Asp-active site protein. Gene Ontology annotation, molecular function: serine-type endopeptidase activity. NCBI's taxonomy places the organism in Eukaryota, Fungi, Ascomycota, Sordariomycetes, Hypocreales, Clavicipitaceae. The coding region runs from base 1 to 2211 and encodes 736 amino acids. The record is from RefSeq and is a predicted model, not a curated record. The transcript has 3 exons. Gene Ontology annotation, cellular component: cell wall; membrane. Gene Ontology annotation, biological process: proteolysis.